Messenger RNA from Paramecium sonneborni, 911 nucleotides. The record is from the annotation of a GenBank genome assembly. NCBI's taxonomy places the organism in Eukaryota, Ciliophora, Oligohymenophorea, Peniculida, Parameciidae.
AUUAUUGAGAAAUGGAAGAAUAAUAAUAAGAAAACUAUAGCGAUUUAGUAAAUCAAGAAAUGAAUAAAUAAAAUAAACCCAUCAAAUGGGAAGUAGAUGGAAUGCCUCAAACUAAAGUAGGAUAGAUGAAAAAAGAAGCUGUCUAUAUUUUUUGGUUUGAAUUCUUAGGCACAUUUAUGUUAACUUUUUCUAUCUAUGCAAGCAAGUAUAAAAAUGAUUCAAUUAUAUAAGUAAUAAUCUCUUUGUUUUCACUUGUGCGUAUGGAAUGUUAAUCUUAGUUGCUCAAAAUCAGAAAUGUUCAUUUAAUCCUGCAAUUACUACCGUAUUAUCAGGCAAUGAUAAAGGUCUUUGGGUUUCAGUAGCUAUCGCUAGUUAAUUUGGAGGAGCAUUUUUGGCUAGUUUAUUUGGUUUCUUAUGCUUUAAGAAUUAGUAUUCAUUUUUAUAGACUAUUAAAUAGUGUCAAUGAAGUUCCAUAUUUAUCAUAAACUAAUUUAGAAGAGUAUUUUGCAGUUAUAUUUGGAGAGAUCUUAGGAACACUUAUCCUUACUGCCGGUUUUCUCUUUUAAUACGAUGAUCUUAUGGAUUUUACAUCAGAUCGAUUAGAACACAGUAUCGUCAUUAGUGGAUUAUAUGGAGUAGGUAGAACCUUAAGUUAUGUUGCCAAAAGUAGUCUUAAUCCAGCUAUUGCUAUUGGGUAUAUCUUUUUAAUUCAUUAUUAUAGAUUAGUAUUUUUUGAAUGUUGUAAAGAUGGACAUUGGGCUAGAUUUUGGAAUCUAUGGAUCUAUGCUGGUUUACCAUUCGUUGGAGCUUUUAUUUCAUUAGCAUUGAUUAGAAUACUAUACAAAGAUUGUUAUGAAAAAUAAAUUAAGGCCGGUUUAAAAGAAUGAAUAAUCUAUAUUUUUAUAUUGAGC